AUGGCACUAACUGAAUUCUUUCCUCCAGUCGGUUGCAGAGAUGGGGUUCCCAGCUUGGUCUAUGUGACUGGGGAUACUAUAAAGGUCAACCACUCGAAGACGUCUUUAGUCACGGGAUCCAGUAAUCGGUUCAAAGAAUGUAGGUACAGAUCUAUAGCCAAGAAACCAGGUACUGACUUCGACACUGUUGUUCUCUAUAACAGCACCUGGUUUAACGAUUCGAUAAACCUCAGAGACAACGACGAUAACUUAGUCGUAGAGUGUUAUGGCAGCGACAACUCUAUUCUCUCAAGGUCCUAUCAUAGUUUGAUUCGUGUGAAGAAAGAUCUGGAGAUGAAAUUAAAGAAACGACUUCAGAAGCAUAUUGCCAAGAACUCACCUGCAGAGAUUUUCAACGUUCUCAUGAUUGGCAUUGAGGGGAACUCUAAACAGAAUCUGCAAAGACACAUGCCUAAAACUCGAAACUAUCUCUUGAAGGUUCUAAAUGCUAUAGAACUAAAAAAAUAUAACAAAAUAGGAGACCAUACGUAUCCAAACGUCAUCCCUAUUCUCACUGGAAAAACAGAAGAAGAGUUUCUACACCAAAACUGGAACUGGUCAGGGUUGUUUGAUGACAUUAAUCAUCAGUUUGUGUGGAGUGAUUUAAGCAACGCAGGAUACCGGACCGGUCUCUUUCUGGACACUACAAAUAAAACGGCUUUCCACUUUUUUAAACGCGCCUGGGAUAAGCCCCCUGUGGAUUAUUAUUACCGAGCUACAUUACUCGAUCUGGAACGUGAUCCACUCGUGAGAUACAAAGUUCCCAAUUGUGUUGGCGACACUCCUGAAGUUACCUAUAACUUUAAUUUCUGGACUCAGAUGGCUUCUACCUUCACCAACCCGAAGACACAUCCAUAUUUUGGAUACAGUUUCUACAACCACCUAACCCAUAGUAACUCGAACGGCGCCAGCGCCGGCGACGACCUCUAUCUGCGCAUCUUCUUAGAGCUAAAGCAGAGGAAUAUAAUAAACAACACUAUCGUCAUUUUCUUCAGCGAUCACGGGGCAAGAGUCGGCAAAAUUAGACACACCUACAACGGAGUGAUAGAAUCUAUGAUGCCUCACGUGUUUCUGAUUCUUCCACCCUGGUUCCGUCGGAAAUAUCCAGACGUCUAUAGAGUGCUGGAAUUGAACCAAGAGCGUCUGACCACGAACAAAGACUUGUACAUGACACUUCAGGUUGUUCUCAACUUUCAGGGCAAGCCUGGGAUUGGCAACAUCAAACAAAAAGGGAUAAGUUUAUUCAACGAAAUCCCACGUGAGAGGACAUGUGACGAUGCUGGGAUACCCUUUGAGUUCUGUGUCUGUAACAAGCUGGUGAAAGCAAAUGUCAGUGCAGAUUUGACAGUCAGCUUAGCAACAGAAGUUACCAAUAGGUUAUGGUAUUAUUACGAUAGACAUGUCAAUAUCUGUAACCGUCUUACGUUAAAAUAUGUACACAGUGUCUGGGAAAUACACCUUGACCAUGAAGAGAACACCAGAGGAAAGUCUAUGUACCAGAUUAUAAUAUCAACCACCCCGAACGAUGCUCUCUAUGAGGCUAAACUGGUCUUUGACAACAGUACCAAAAUUAUUACGGUGGUCGGCGAUGUUAUUCGCCUGAACAUGUACAGAGGUCAGGACAAUUGUAUGAACAACCCAAAGUUAAAACCUUUCUGCCACUGUCGUGGCUAA
This is a messenger RNA of Candidula unifasciata, 1713 nucleotides long. Lineage: Eukaryota; Metazoa; Mollusca; Gastropoda; Stylommatophora; Geomitridae. The record is from the annotation of a GenBank genome assembly.